ACAACCGCGGUCCGACACCUAUUAUCUGACAGCUACUAAACUGCAGCUCCCCUGCCACACUUUCAAACGCCGUCGCUCUGUAGUGCACUCAAGUAAUCGGCCAUUUUUUGCGCCUCCAAUCCGCCUUCCUGCAAACUGUUUUUCCAACGCUUGAGAUCCUGCACCGAGUGUGUUUUCAGUUUGUGUAGCAGGCGGAACCGAGUGGGCCAUGGCCUUCCUUGGAAGCGCAGUUCGGCGGGUGGUGUCGGCAGUGCGGCCUCCUCUCUCCCCCUUGUGCCGGACAACCACUCGGUCCUACAGCUCAGAGCCCACCAAAGAAAAAAAUGUUCCCUACGAGAAGACGCUCAAACAGACGGAUGGAGCCUCUUCUGGACCCACUAAACCUUUACCCAGGUCAGCAGACGUGGUGGUGAUCGGAGGAGGCAGUCUGGGCUGUCAGACCAUCUACCACCUGGCUAAAAUGGGGAUGUCCAACGCAGUUCUGCUGGAGAGGGACAGACUGACUGCUGGCACCACCUGGCACACUGCAGGCCUGCUGUGGCAGCUGCGUCCCAGUGAUGUUGAGGUAGAGCUCCUGGCCCACACCAGGAAUGUGGUCAGCAAAGACCUGGAGGCAGAGACGGGUCUCCACACAGGCUGGAUCCAGAAUGGAGGUCUCUUCAUUGCCUCCAACAAACAGAGGCUGGACGAGUACAAGCGCCUCAUGUCGCUGGGUAAAGUUUAUGGCAUCGAGUCCCAUGUCCUGUCACCUGCAGAGACCAAAGACCUGUAUCCCCUGAUGAAUGUUGAUGACCUGUACGGAACCCUGUAUGUACCAAAAGAUGGCACCAUGGACCCAGCAGGCACCUGCACCACCCUGAGCAGAGCCGCCACUGCCAGGGGAGCCACGGUGAUCGAGAACUGCCCUGUGACUGGUAUCCAAGUGCGGACAGAUGACUUUGGUGUGAAGAGGGUGAAGGCAGUGGAGACUGAUCAUGGGACCAUAGAGACGCCUUGUGUGGUGAACUGUGCAGGUGCGUGGGCCACCAAGCUGGGGCAAAUGGCCGGAGUCAAGGUGCCUCUUAUUGCAAUGCACCAUGCCUAUGUGGUGACAGAGAGAAUUGAAGGCAUACAGAACAUGCCAAACGUCAGGGACCAUGAUGCAUCGGUGUACCUGCGCCUCCAGGGUGACGCCCUGUCCGUGGGUGGCUAUGAACCCAACCCCAUCUUCUGGGAUGAGGUGUCUGAUAAGUUUGCCUUCAGCCUGUUUGACCUGGACUGGGAUGUAUUCAUGCAACACAUCGAGGGUGCGAUCAACAGAGUUCCCGUUCUGGAGCAGACUGGUAUCAAGUCCACCGUCUGUGGACCAGAAUCAUUUACAGCCGACCACAAGCCGCUGAUGGGAGAAGCCCCAGAGGUCAGAGGUUUCUUCCUGGGCUGUGGCUUCAACAGUGCUGGCAUGAUGUUGGGAGGUGGUUGUGGUAAAGAGCUGGCUCACUGGGUCAUACACGGACGCCCUGAAAAGGACAUGUAUGGAUACGACAUCAGGCGUUUCCAUAAUUCGCUGACAGACAACGCAAAAUGGAUCAGAGAGAGGAGCCACGAGUCGUAUGCUAAAAACUACUCUGUGGUGUUCCCCUUUGAUGAGCCGCUAGCCAGCCGGAACAUGAGGAAGGACCCUUUCCAUCAGGUGCUGACGGAGCAGGGCUGCGUAUUCCAGGAGAGACAUGGCUGGGAGAGACCUGGCUGGUUCAACAAAGAUGGGCCUGCACCUCUUAAAGACUAUGAUUACUACGGGGCGUAUAACAUUAAGAGGAAUGUGAACUACAAGUACAAUGAUUUGCUGGGAAAGGAGUACACAUUUGACUUCCCUCCGCAUCAUGACGUGAUAAAGAGUGAGUGCCUCUCAUGUAGACACGGUGUGGCAGUGUUUGACAUGUCCUACUUUGGAAAGUUCUAUCUCACCGGACCAGAUGCCAAGAAGGCGGCUGAUUGGCUGUUCACUGCUGAUGUCAACAAGAAGCCAGGCUCCACUGUGUAUACCUGCAUGCUGAAUAAGAGAGGAGGAGCAGAGGCUGACCUGACAGUGAGCAGACUGGAGCCUGGUGCUGCCAACCUGCCCCUGGCACCACAGUCCAAUGGUGAUGCGUACUACCUGGCCAUUGGAGGCGGUGUAGCAGAACACAACUGGAACCACAUUAGAACAGUUCUUCAGGACCAAGGCUUCCACUGCCAGCUGACAGACCACUCUGAGGACAUGGGGAUGAUCAGCAUCCAGGGACCCAAGAGUCGAGAGGUGCUUCAGGAGGUGUUGGACACAGACCUGAGCAACGAAGCUUUCCCCUUCUCUUCCCACAAAGUUGUUAAUGCAGCCGGGCAUCAGGUGCGAGCGAUGCGUCUGUCGUUUGUCGGAGAGCUCGGCUGGGAGUUGCACAUUCCCAAAGACGCUUGCCUUCCAGUCUACCAUGCUGUCAUGGCUGCUGGGAAAAAGCACGGCAUCAUCAACUCAGGAUACAGAGCCAUUGACUCACUCAGCAUAGAGAAAGGGUACAGACACUGGCACGCUGACCUUCGCUCAGAUGACACCCCCUUGGAGUCGGGGCUAGGCUUCACCUGCAAACUGAAGAGCUCGAUCCCGUUCCAGGGCCGUGAUAGGCUGGAGAGGCAGAAGGAGGAGGGGCUGAAGAGGCGCAUCGUUUGCUUCACCAUUGACGAGAAAGUACCGAUGUUCGGUCUGGAGGCCAUUUUCCGUAACGGCACGCCUGUUGGUCAUAUACGGCGUUCUGACUAUGGGUUCUUUAUUGACAAAACCAUUGCAUAUGGAUACAUCCGCAACCCUGAUGGAGGAGUGGUGAGUGCCGAUUUCAUAAAGAGCGGCGAGUUCACCCUGGAGAGGAUGGGAGUGCCGUACAAGGCCAAGGCCCACCUCAAAUCUCCAUUUGACCCUGAGAAUAAACGCGUCAAGGGCAUCUACGCCUGAGAGGGACCACAAGUGAAAACUGAAGAAAACACACUCUGGUUGGAGAAUCAGGCUGAGAGAGGUGCAACUGUGAUUUUUUUUUUUUUACAUGCAGAUGCAGCUGUUUUAGUCUGAACUACUUCGUCAAAAAACUAUGCAUCUUUAAUGUAAUAAUAAUUUUAUAAAGAUUAUGUCUGUGAUUAUAUCUGUGAACUGGAGCGGAAGAGAUGGAGUUUUUGUAGAUGGUCUGAAAUCUGUAUCAAGAUAUAAAAGAGAUGCUGAUUUUAAUCUGGUAUGAAUGUUUUGUUGUGAAGCUCUGUGUGUGAGAGUAACGCUGUUCUCUUGUGAAUGCGCUCAUGUGAGUAGCAUUAUUGUGUAGAUGAACUCAAGAGGUAAACCUAUUGUGUUAUCUUCACUAAUCAAAUAAGUGUUGCCAGUAAUCCUGGGUAAACUGAAGAAGACCCUAACAUAAUCUAGCUAACUCUGAUAAAGCUUGCGCCUCUUCUGGAUUAAUUUUAAGGACUAAAAUAAUAGUGCAAGAUCAAUCUUUAGUUUUAGAAAUUGAAACUAAACUAAACAAUCUUUGCUCUCUUUUUAGACAAUAGAGACAAAUCAAACUAAUUCAGAAUGUCCAAGCCUUAACACUCGAUAACUCAGGAAGUCUUAAUUUAUCUUUAUGAAUAACUAGCAGCUGUCAUAGCAGUGGACCUUAGAACAGUAUUCAUUACCAUAAUUAUAGGUAUGAUGCUAAUGUUUUAUAUGAAGCACAGUCAGCGAACGACAGUAAUGAUAAGGGCUAAAAAAGCAGUCAUGCAUGUGUGUAAAGUAAAUACUGUAAAUUCUCAAUUAAGCCCCAUUUCAACCAAGCAGUAUGGUACGGUACAGUUCAGGUCGGUAUUAUUAUUAUUAUUAUUUUUAUUAUUAUUAUUUUUUUAAUUUUAUAUACUUUAUUAAUCCCCCUUGAGGGGAAAUUCAAUUUUUUUUUCACUCCGUUGUCAUUAACACACAGGUCCGAAAGACACACACAUGCACAAACAGGACCUAUACAUGCACAAAGUGGAGAGAUGUGAGAGAGUGAGAGGGGGCUGCCUUGGUCAGGCGCCCCGAGCGGUUGGGGGGGUUUGGUGCCUUGCUCAAGGGCACCUCGGCAGUGCCCAGGAGGUGAAUUGGCACCUCUCCAGCCACCAGUCCACGCUCCAUAUUUGGUCCGGACGGGGACUCAAACAGUUUCUGUUUCCAAUGUGAAAAGUUGUGGAUGGUACCAAUUGAACCGUCCCGUACUGUCCCCAGUUUUAGUCAUUCCUCUGCUAAGCCACGUUUCCACCAAACACUUUCGGUAUGGUACCUUUGGAACCAAAAGUAACCCUUCAGUCAUGGUACCUAGACCCUAGAGAUCCACCGCAAACAGUACUCUUUCAUGUAGUUGUUGUCACUCACUACUCCGUCCAGCCCUCGCUCUAUUUCCUCAUUAUCGGUGACACAGUUGGAAGUACAGAACGAGGCUGCACGCUGACAUUUUCAGAACAAAAUAAAAGAGGCUGCAGUGAGAGUCUCUUUCCAUUGGAUAUUUAGAAAUAGCGGAGUGGUGCAUUUAGUCCUUUUCAGGCAAGCUCAGGGGUUUAGUGUUGCCAUAGCCCACAGGAACGGUGCUCCAGUGGAGGAUUGGGGUUUGUGUAGUUCACAUAAUCCGAUCGAAAUUAAUAUAUAUUUUUAAACCCUUGAAGAUCCACUCAUCACUAAAAGUGUAUGUCACCCAAGAGAGAUAAUAAAAACUAAAGUAAUGGUCAAAGUUGUGAAACUGAUUUUUUUUUUUUUUCCCCCCAAAACUUAAACGUUUUGGAGCUAUACUGUCUCUGUGCUUCUGCUUCACAGGGUUUUGUCAAGGCAGUGUCUCAGUGUCAGAAUUAGGAUCUGUUUUUGAUAGGGGCGCAGCAACAGCCCGACAUUCAGUCGUUGCUGCUGUGUGACACAGCACUGAGUCCUUGGAGCAACUCUCAGUAACGCAUCAUUCAACGUCUGCCAGGUUAGCACGAGCUAACGCAGCAGCAGCUAGUAGCCAGUGCAGCCUCCAGGGCUGAAUAAUGGAGCCAAUGCUGAAGUGCGGUUUUGGCCUCUGUUGCUCAUUUCAACAUCCAUGACAACUGUACAUGGGCUGAUUUUUAUAUAACUCACCUGUUUACAUUUCAUAGGGCUUAAAGUUAUGCAUAAUUAUAGCGUGGCAGUUUGAGUUUGAAGCUGUCCGAGACACGUCACCACAGUCUAUAUUAUGUUGUAUUGUAGUUCUGUAAUAUGUCAUAUCUAAUGUGAGGUCAUAGAGUCCCACAUUGGGGAAUAAAAGUAUUCUCAAACUUUACUCCAGCCCCUCUGGCAGUUUGAGUCAGAUUAAAGUGACUGAUGUUUGUUCUGAUAAUAACGACUAAAAACAGAGUUUUACUUGCUUGUGUGGUAUCUAAAUCUUCACCAGACAGCGUGUUUAUCAGAGUCAGAGGGAGGGGGAGAGAAAAAAACACCCCGAGGCACAAUGUACCAGCCGGGGACAAAACACUGCUGGAGAAAAAUGACAGAAAAAGACAAGAGUUAUCAGAAAGCAGCUGUUACAGAUAGAACCCCCUUGUUUUCCGAUCCGUCCCCCCGUUGCUGUGCUCUGCGGCGUUAAACUGCUGUCGCUGCUGUUUGCAAACUCAAUUCUCUUAGUUUUGUUUUUUAACACACGCAUUGUCAUUUAGUAAGACUUAUCUAGCAAGUCAGGCUUUCAUAAGAGGCCCUCAUUUCGUGUUGUUAUGCUGCUAAAUCAAACUCAAUUUGUGCAUCUGCUUCACGCCAAAGCCCUCCCAGUAGGGGGCAUGAUGAAGUACUUUAACUGUGAAGAGACGCUGUGCAGCAGCUCAUUAAACAUCUUGGCCUCUUAAUGUUUUUAAUUCAAAAUAUGAGCUUAGUACAGUGGAGUAGUGAGCAUAGCAGGACUCUGUUGUAGCAUUUGUGUAAUUAAAAAUGAAAUUAUGCUGCUGGAGCAAUUAGCCAAGUGUUCAUUUGACAAUUUACUGAGUCAACAUAUUGAGAAUUUACGGUGCCUUUACAUGCCUGUGUGUAUUCAUAUAUAUAUAUAUAUAUAUAUAUAUAUAUAUUUAUGUGUGUGUAAAAACUAAAACUGCUAGCAAUUUUACUAGCUAGGUAGCGCCUGGUUUCUUUGUCAACAAUUCGUGGUUGCUGGAACGAAAAUUGACUUUUAACAGCAUUGAUUCAUGUCUUAAACACAGGUAUGUGCUGUAAUUAAAGAUGUUUUGUUAAUUCUUUCUGUUAAAAUUACAAGCUAACUCAAAGUAUACGUUUUGUUUUUGACACAUUGCAGAACUUUAUUGUUUUACCUGUUUAAUUCCACUUUAAGCAACACAGUCGAGGCCAAACGAACAACCAAAGUUCAUCACACACACUGUAAACCGCAGCCAAAAGAAGUAGGGGAAGGUAUUUGUAUGUAUGGCUGCUACCUGCCUCUCAGAUAUGUGUUGCUGCACGUUCAGCACAAAAUGUUUACUAAUGUGGAAUGAUUCAUUGAUUCAGCCCAGAAGGCCAUUAAUCAUUGAAAUGGUUGUUCUCAGUGGUGACUAAGGUUAAUAACAAGAUUUAUAUGGGAAAUGUGAAACAGACUGAUAAAACACUAUCACCACUGGUCCUCGACCACAAUACGUCCACAGGUUUGUUUUGUCUAAUUCAGUUUGUGGAGUUUUUCUUCCCUCCGUAGUGUGAUGUGAAUAUUGAGAAAGAGUCCUAAAAUGUAAAAUGUCUUCAGAGAAUUGUUUGACCAGUUCAGAUAACAAAAACGACCAGUAAAAUUGUGCACUCAAUGUCAAAGCAGACUCAUUUAAUCUGUCCAGAGCAUUUUGUGUAUUAAUAAAUUCCUUUUUAACCGCCAACAUUUUUGUGA
Molecule: messenger RNA, 6860 nt
Organism: Epinephelus fuscoguttatus (brown-marbled grouper)
Lineage: Eukaryota; Metazoa; Chordata; Actinopteri; Perciformes; Serranidae
Gene: sardh
Product: sarcosine dehydrogenase
Exons: 22
Coding region: 209-2959 (916 amino acids)
Cellular component (GO): mitochondrion
Molecular function (GO): protein binding; oxidoreductase activity
Source: RefSeq, a predicted model, not a curated record